AGGCGGAAGUUGUGAUUGAGGUGUGGUGGUGCCGGGCUGUGUACAGUGUGUGGACACACAUCAUCUUCCCCUUGUGUCUGCUCUGGAUGGUGCCGGUGUGGGGGAGGUCACAUGACCCCUUUGUCCCUUAGUAGGAUGGAUGCUGGCAGGUAGAGCAGGGAAUGGCAGGUUGUCAUGGAGAUGAUGGAGUGAUCCUUGCCCUGAAUAGUGUCCCCUCAGGCACCUGUGUGUGCCCUGGUUAGUGUUCCCCCUUGCCCAGACUGCUUGGCUGUGCAGGGUAGAUGGCUGCUGAGGCUCUGCAGUUCUCUGUCUGGGGAUAACUGGACAGUAUGAUCUCUCCAAGAGACAAGGGGGAUCUGGCCCGCUUCUAUACCGUUACCGACCCCCGCAGGCACCAGAAAGGCUUCACCAUCUACAAGGUCACCGCCAGGAUUGUGUCCAGAAAGAACCCAGAAGAGGUGCAGGAGAUAGUUUCAUGGAAAAGAUACAGCGACUUCAAGAAGCUGCACCGGGAUCUCUGGCAGAUACACAAAAACCUCUUCAGGCAAACGGAGCUCUUCCCACCCUUUGCAAAAGCCAAAUUGUUUGGGAGAUUUGAUACAUUUGUGAUAGAGGAGAGACGUCAGUGUGCUGAAGAUUUGCUCCAAUUCUCUGCCAACAUCCCGGCACUUUACAACAGCUCGCAGCUGGAGGAGUUCUUUAGGGGUGGAGAGGUACAUGAUGGGUCCGAUCUGAUUGGCCCUGCCGAGCCUUUUACAGACUACCCUGACAGCCUGUCUGACUGUAGUUCUGAAGUGAGAAAAGAUUCCUGUGGACUUGAUGACCUGACCGUCACUAGCCAGUCUGAAUGUGGAGGCCUCUCAAGUGACAGUGACCUGAUCUCACUGACCGUGGACAUAGACUCUCUCUCUGGCACGGAUGAUGGAAUGGCCUCCAAUCAGAUUUCACCCAGUAAAACGUUUAGCGUGCCGCCCUCCCCGGGAUCCCUAGCACAGAGCUUCUCUGCCUCCAGUUAUGACGGGGUUAAGGCUGAAGUGGAAAAAGAGGGCCGCAGCUUGUUCACCACCAAACUAAAGCAGAAGCUGGGCCGAUCAGAUUACCUAAUGAAAGCCGGGGAACUGAUAACAUUGGCCAUGAAAAAGGAGGCGGAGCAGGACUAUGAAUCGGCAUUCGGCUUUUACAGGAAAGGAGUAGACCUCCUCUUAGAAGGUGUACAAGGCGAGGCCAGCCCCACACGACGAGAGGCAGUAAAGAAGAAGACAGCGGAGUAUCUGAUGCGUGCUGAAACCAUUUCCAGCUUGUGUCUUAAACCCACCUUAGAAGAAAAACUAAGCGGGCCUCCAGGAGCCGAGAGUUCAAGGCCCUCUUGGAACCUGAGGAGCCCUGCCGAGGAACUGAAGGCCUUCAGAGUCCUUGGGGUGAUUGACAAGGUCUUGCUGGUUUUAGAUACAAGGACUCAGGAGACAUUUAUUUUAAAAGGUCUGAGGAAAAGCAGCGAGGAGUCUGGGAGCAGAAAGACCAUUAUUCCCCGCUGCGUACCCAACAUGGUCUGCCUGCGCAAGUACAUCAUCUCCGAGGAAUCUGUGUAUCUCGUGCUGCAGCAUGCCGAAGGUGGCAAAUUAUGGUCCUACCUAAGUAAGUUUUUAAGCAGAAGCACAGAAGGAAGCUUUGAUGUCCCUCUGGCUAAAAGUUCCAAUUCCAACGAAGAUUUUUUGAAAAAUCUUGCUCCGUGUCCACGCAAUAGCAUUGAGUCUAGGGAAAGUGGUGGUGGGAACAGACUUUCGGUACAGCCACUGCACAGCAGUCUCACUCUGAGCUCCCAGGACGACAGCAGUACACAAGAUGACGAAGGAAGAGAGAGCCCUCUAAAAUGGGCCGACUCUCCCUCCAGCUCUGAAGAGGAAUGCACGACGAGCUAUUUAACUUUGUGCAAAGAAUACGGCCAGGAAAAAAUGGAACCCGAAACCUUGAGUGAUGAUCCGUUGAUUAAACUGGGAGGCGUAGACAGUGCCAAAGAUUUAGACAUACUACAAAACCCACUUUUGAACAAGUUUGACUCACAGCUCACCUUUGAUGAGCUUAAAUUAUUACAAGAUGUUGAGGAGGAGACCAUGGGGCAGACCUCGCUGUCCGAUGCACUGAGCAAAUCCAGGAACAGUCCAAUGGAAUUCUUCAGGAUAGAUAGUAAGGAAAGUGCCAGCGACAUGCUUGGGGGUGAUUUUGUUGAUAAAGCUUAUAGUCUAAAGCCUGAAAUAUUCAACUCGCUUUCUCCAUUCCAAGAUGAUGAUGUGGAUUCUGAAACGCAAAGUAUAGAUGUUGAUAAACCAAGUGUAAGACCUCAGGACACUAUAAGUAGAAGCUCUAAUGACUCUGUCCCUGUUAUAUCUUUUAAAGAUGCUGCUGUAGAUGAUGUUAGUAGCAUUGAUGAAGGUAGACCUGAUCUUCUUGUCAAUCUUCCAGGGACGCAGCUGGUAGACACGGUGGAAAGUCUCAACAACUUGUGUUCAGAGAAAGAUGUCAUGGACUCUAAGCUACUUGAAACUCCUGAUGUAUUACAGAUAAAGAGCAGCCUAGAUCAAAUUAUUAAACCUCAAGAGAAUUUGCUUGUAGAGGACGUUUCUUCUAAAGAACCAUCCCAAGACAUAACUUUAUGUCCGGUCAGUGUUGACAAUAUUAAAGGAUCUGUGUUGACGGCAAAUCCAGAAGGUUCUGACUUACCGCUUAGCCUAAAUUUUUUUGAACAUGUAUCCGUUCAACCAUCCUCUUCUGCCACAUCUUCAUCCCUGUUAGACUUGACCAACAAACAAUUUUUAGAGACCAGCACUCCUAAUCUACAUUCUGCCACUUCUAGUAUUUCUAACGAGUUAACUGCAAACCUUUUACAACUGCAGAUUAAAAUUGAGGACACGGACAAGGUUUCUGACAGGAGGAGAGAAUCAAGGGAAGAGCAGGAGAUACACAAAAUUUUUCAGGAGCUCGAUGCCAAACUGUCGGAGGCCGCCCAUUUAAUUAUCCCCGAGUCUUGCAUCCGGAGAUGGGCCGCUGAAAUAGUCGUAGCCCUCGACGCUCUCCACCGAGAAGGAAUUGUGUGUUGCGAUUUGAACCCAAACAACAUCUUAUUGAAUGAUAGAGGACACAUUCAGCUAACGUAUUUUAGCAGGUGGAUGGAGGUUGAAGAUUCGUGUGACAGCGAAGCGAUGGAAAGGAUGUACUGUGCCCCAGAAGUUGGAAGCAUAGCUGAGGAGACCGAGGCUUGUGACUGGUGGAGUCUAGGUGCCCUUCUCUUUGAAUUGCUCACAAGGAAGGCAUUGGUUGAUUGUCACCCAGCAGGAAUCGGCACUCACACGUCGCUCAAUAUGCCGGAGUGUGUGUCUAAAGAGGCCAGGUCCCUCAUUCAGCAGCUUUUGCAGUUUAACCCCAUGGAGCGCCUGGGGGCCGGAGUUGCAGGCGUUGAAGAGAUCAAAUCACAUCCUUUCUUUACUGAAGUGGACUGGGAGGAGUUUACAAGAUAAGCUGAUGUCCAAUAUAAACUU
This is a messenger RNA of Nanorana parkeri, 3533 nucleotides long. It is a transcript of the gene RPS6KC1, whose product is annotated as ribosomal protein S6 kinase C1. Gene Ontology annotation, molecular function: ATP binding; phosphatidylinositol binding; protein kinase activity. The coding region runs from base 330 to 3512 and encodes 1060 amino acids. Lineage: Eukaryota; Metazoa; Chordata; Amphibia; Anura; Dicroglossidae. The record is from RefSeq and is a predicted model, not a curated record. Gene Ontology annotation, biological process: protein phosphorylation. Gene Ontology annotation, cellular component: early endosome. The transcript is spliced from 17 exons.